AUGACGAACCAAGGCGCUAAGAUCACCCUUUACUGGCUCGAAAAGUCCCGCUCCCAGCGCAUCUGCUGGCUCCUCGAGGAACUCGGCCUCGAGUACAGCUUGAAGACCUUCAAGCGCCACCCCGAGACCAUGAUGGCGCCGCCAGAGCUCAAAAAGAUUCACCCGCUCGGCAAAUCUCCUGUGCUCACGAUCGAAACCCCCAACACCGCCAAGCCGCUCGUGCUGGCCGAGUCGGCCGCCAUCGUCGAGUACCUGUGCGACCAUUUUGGCGGCGACAAGCUCGUUCCCCGUCGCUAUCCGGACGGCCAGGAGGGUCAGAUUGGCGCCGAGACGGAGGAAUGGAUGCGAUAUCGCUAUUUCAUGCACUAUGCCGAGGGCACCUUGAUGCCGUUCCUCGUCAUGCAGCUAGUCAUGGACAGCGUGAAAAAUGCCCCCGUCCCCUUCUUCAUCAAGCCCAUCCCCCGCCUCGUCGCCUCCAAGGUCGAAUCCGCCUUCCUGCAUCGCAACGUCUUCGCCAACUUUGACUUCCUCGAAGAACGUCUGCAGUCGGCGCCGGACGGCGGCCCGUUCAUCUGCGGCAGCCAGCUGACUGCCGCCGACAUCAUGAUGAGCUUCCCCGUCAUCGCCGCCGCCAUGCGCAUCCCCCUCGGAGACAAGUACCCGCGGCUGGCGGCGUAUGUCGAGACGCUGGAGAAGCAGGAGGGCUAUCGGCGGGCCGUGGCGAAGGUGGAGGAGAUCGAGGGGAAGUUCGAGGCGUCGUUGUAG
Molecule: messenger RNA, 765 nt
Organism: Aspergillus terreus NIH2624
Lineage: Eukaryota; Fungi; Ascomycota; Eurotiomycetes; Eurotiales; Aspergillaceae
Product: glutathione S-transferase
Exons: 3
Coding region: 1-765 (254 amino acids)
Source: RefSeq, a predicted model, not a curated record